UGGUUGCGCUAGGAACUGACUAGCGAGGCUCAAUCGUCUUCUUCCUUCAAUCCCACGAACCAGAGGCGAAGCCGCGAGCUUACUAUCAGAAUCAGAAUUUCCAUUGCAAAUGGUUUCAUUAGCAGCUUCUUCACUCUCUGUUCUUUCAAAACCUUCGUUAAUCCUCAAUCCCAUUCGCGCCAUUUCUCGAAUUUCCUGCUCUCUCUCCUCUAAUUCCGCUCCCAAUGGAUCCUCUUCGUCUUCAUCUUCACUGGAGUUCAACAUCACGUUCGCGCCCCCAACUCCGAAGCCUAAAUCCAAAACUGAUGAUUCUUUUCAGUUUAUUGAUCAAAACACUGGCGGUCAGCUCUUCAUUCCGUGGAUAGUUCGCGGCGAAGAUGGCAACCUCAAGCUCCAAUCGCAUCCUCCUACACGGUUCCUUCAUUCCAUGUCGGAGGCUGAAGCCAAGCCCAAGAAGAAGAAGGUUUCUGUUGAUAAACGCGUUCCUGAACCCCCCAAGUAUUCUAAGGCUGCUCGAAGAUUUUACAAUGAGAAUAUUAGGGACUCGUCGCAACGUCUGAGUAAAGUUCUUGCUGCCGCUGGAGUGGCAUCAAGACGGAGCAGUGAAGAGCUUAUUUUUGAAGGUCGCGUGACUGUUAAUGGUUCUGUUUGCAAUACUCCUCAGACUCGGGUGGAUCCUGCAAGAGACAUUAUUUACGUGAAUGGAAAUAGGCUUCCUAAGAAACUACCAUCAAAAGUUUAUCUAGCCCUCAACAAGCCAAAAGGGUAUAUUUGUUCAUCUGGGAAAAAGGAGUCAAAGUCUGUGAUAAAUCUAUUUGAUGAUUAUUUGAAGAGUUGGCAUAAAACAUAUCCAGGACAACCCAAACCACGACUGUUCACAGUUGGCAGGCUUGAUGUUGCCACCACCGGGUUGAUUAUAGUGACAAAUGAUGGAGAUUUUGCUCAAAGUAUCUCACAUCCUUCAUCUGGUAUAUCGAAGGAAUACAUUGCAGCAAUAGAUGGUGCUGUUAGUAAGCAGAACCUGAUAACUAUCAGCGAGGGAACAGUAAUUGAUGGCGUCCAUUGCAUACCAGAUGCUGUGGAGUUACUACCACAGCAGCCAGACAUACCAAGAUCUCGUCUGCGUAUAACGGUACAUGAAGGAAGGAACCAUGAAGUUCGAGAACUUGUAAAAGCUGCUGGUCUAGAGAUUUAUUCAUUAAAGCGUGUAAGGAUUGGAGGCUUCAGACUUCCUUCAGAUUUGGGGCUUGGAAGUUACAUUGAACUAAAACAAAGUGACCUGAAGGCAAUUGGCUGGAAAAGUUGAGCUUCUGAUGACUACGGAUUUGUCCAUAGUUGUUGAAGCUUGAAUGUGCUAGGAGUGAUUUCAGAUAUGCCACAUGCAUGUAGUCACAGUACUACUUCUCUAACUGCUGGGACAGUAAUUGAACGUUUCAAGAGGUUGGAUACUGUUUAUUCCAGCUCACGCUUCACAUCAUGGCCACUUAUAUUUACAAUGAUGCCUGUGUUGAAGAUUUCAGUCAACGUUGAUGGUACAGAUUUUCAACCAUCAAAAUGUUAUAGACAACAUGAAUGGCAUGCCAUGCCAUUAUUUCGUAGGAUUAUUUUCUUCCCAAUGUGUAUUAGACUGAACAGUAAAGGAACAUACAGGUAGUUGCAGUGGUGCUUUGUAACAACAUGAAAGCGAGCAUGAGAGAAAUCUAAUGCUGUGCCUUAACCCUGUAUUCAUUACUCAUUUAUGACUUGACAUUUAAUUAUAUUCUUUUCACAA
This is a messenger RNA of Cucurbita pepo subsp. pepo (vegetable marrow), 1771 nucleotides long. The record is from RefSeq and is a predicted model, not a curated record. Lineage: Eukaryota; Viridiplantae; Streptophyta; Magnoliopsida; Cucurbitales; Cucurbitaceae.